Molecule: messenger RNA, 2735 nt
Organism: Schistosoma rodhaini
Lineage: Eukaryota; Metazoa; Platyhelminthes; Trematoda; Strigeidida; Schistosomatidae
Source: the annotation of a GenBank genome assembly
GAAAAUUGUAAGAUUUUGGUGAUUUAAUUUUUACGUGGACUCUUACUCUUCAUUAAAAUAAAUCGUAACCAAAGUUAGGAUUUUCAUUUGUUGUAUUCUCUCUUGUUGUCUAGCCUUCAUUCAUCAAAUUUUAUUUAGCUUCACCAUCUUUGUUGGCUCAUUCAACAAUACUUUCGAAAAGAUCAUGAAAAUAAAGGUCACAAAUGAAAAUCUUUCCAUUAUCUUCUUUUUGGCAGCUGAAAGUUUUAAUCCAGCCACGAUAACUGAUGUGGAACCUGUUGUUCAUCCAAAGUCUGUAGCACAAAAACUUCGUUUAGUAUCAGUUGUUAAACCAAUUUUCAUUUUUCGUUCAUUGGAUGAGAUUCAACUGAGAAGAGUAAUCGAUGCAAUAAAAGAAACGCCUGUGACUAAAGGUCAAGUAAUUAUAAACCAAGGUGAAGAUGGUGAUUAUUUUUAUGUAAUUGAAAGUGGGAACUAUGACAUAAUCAUAAAUGGGGAUAUAGUAGGAAGUUAUGCUGGAUCGGGUUCUUUUGGGGAACUAGCACUUAUGUAUAACACUCCUCGAGCGGCUACCAUUAUAGCGAAAACGGAUGGUGUACUAUGGUCUUUGGAUCGAACAACGUUCCAACAUAUAGUUUUGCGACAGGCAUUUUUAAAACGUCAACUUUAUGAAAACCUUUUGUCUUCAGUUCCGCUUUUAGGUAGUUUAAGUGCAUACGAACGUACUAAUUUGGCGGAUGCACUUGGAAGUCAUACCUAUGACGAUGGGGCAUGGAUUAUUCAAGAGGGUGAACCGGGAGAAGAAAUGUACUUUAUUGAGGAGGGAUGUGUUGUAAUUUCUACCAAGAAUUCUAAAGGAGAGGAAAUCGUACUCAAACAGCUUCAGAAGAAUGAUUAUUUUGGUGAGUUAGCGUUAAUUUUACAUGAACCGAGGAAGGCAUCAGCUCGUGCUGUUGGUAGAACAAAACUUGCAGUUCUGGAUGUAUCAAGUUUUGAACGACUUAUGGGACCAUGUAUAGAAAUUAUGCAACGUGAAAUGGGACGCUAUCGUACUCAACUACUUGAAACUUUGGGACCAGAUGAUAUACGUAAUAAUCCUUCAUUGGCAAAAUUCGUAGAAUUCGAGCAGUAAUUUCAAAAAGAAAAAAAUAUGUCAACUAUAAUGAAUUGUCUAUUUUCAAUAAUUUCUUUAUAUUAAUCUUUUACGUAAAUGAUCGUAUCCCCAUUGUUUUACUGAUGAAUUUCUGUAUGUUUUAUGGAUAUAAAUAUUUACCGUUUUCAUUAUCUUUUUACAAUGUCUCUAAUGUGAAUAUUCUCACUAUUUACACUUAUAUUCGAUCAACGAAUCUAUUUUAAAAACUGAUGUUUAUUAUUAUUAUUAUCAUCAUAUUGUUGGUAUAUUAAACUACUUACUCAAAAUACUACUCAUAUACUAUUUUCAUACGAAUUCUAUGAAAUACUUUACAAAAUAGUUUGAUUGAUUAUGUUUUUUCCUGAUAAUUUAACAACCUUUAUCGAUUCUUGCACAAUGUAAAUAAUCAACUGAUCUUUGGGGGUAUUUUUCCCUUUAAUUUAGAAUAGAAAAAGUGUGUAAAAAGUAAAACAGGUGACAAAAAUUGAUGAAAAGAAAAAGAAUUUAUCCCUAAACAUAGGAUAUAAUUGAAAAUUUAAAAAAAGUUUAAAAAAUAUUUACUUGUUAAAUUUUAUUUAUUAGAACUUCAUUGCAUUUCACUUAAUACUUUUCUUGUAUACUAACUGAAUUUAUUUAGUACAUUGAAAAAUACAUCAGAUGAAAAUUAUGAUAUUUAUUAAUUAAUUAAUUAUUAUUAUUAUUUAUUUCUGAUUAUAAUUGAUAAUUAUUAGUCAAUAGUCAUCUAGUGAUAUUAUUAUCAACUUUACAAAUCUCUCUUUUCUUUUUUGAGUUGACAUUGUGACAGUUAAAUGAUGGACUAUUGUUUAAUAAUCAAAAAGUGUUUAUGGUACUUAUUUUGACAAUUCAUACUCAUACAAUUAUGAUCCUAAAGUAAACUUUCUCUAAUUUUUUUUUCUACUAACUAUAACUUAUGUUUGAGUAUGUGUGUGUGUGAGUGCACGGUAAUGUUUUUAUCUUAUAUUUAUCUUUUAUUAAACAAUGAACAAUAUUUGCUUUCUAAAGUGUUUUUAGUUUAUUCAUUUUGAAAUGUACAGCUAUAAAUAGAUUUUAUGUAGUUCCAUAUUUUACUGGCUCAAAAUAUUUUAAUUAAACUAAAAGAUGCUAUAUACCUCUUGUGUUAAAGUUAUUUCAUUUAGUUUUUAAAGUAUGAUUAUAAUAUUGUUAGCUGUGUGUUAUUGUUACUAGAAUGCUUUGUGUAAUAAUUAAACAAGUUUAAUUUAUUAUAACUUCAUUGGUUUUUAUUUCUAUCAGACUAUGCAUCAUUAUAAAAGCUUUUUCAUUGUUAAUUUAGAAAAUACCGAAAUGUCUUAAGUGACGUAUUUAGAACUGGUGUUUGGAAAGGUGUAGGUAUUUCAUAUAUAUAGACUAAACAUCCAAUACGAAUAAAUUUUUAAGUUGUUAAUGGUUUUAGUAAUGCAUCUCUGCCAUUCUUUUUGAUUGGAGAUAAAACAUCUGUCUUACAAUCUGUAAGUUUAUUUGAUGAUAACAAUUAUUUGGGCAAUGGUUGAGAACUCUUUUUUCUGAUCAUACUAAUCACCUGUUACAAAUGACCACGUCAGUUUUUGAGCUGAUUCAUAUGGCU